AUGGGUUCAAUAACUGAAAACCAAAGCAUUUCUUUAAGUGGUGAUGCUAGCUAUAAAAUUCUGGACUCAAGAUAUUCUGAUGUAGAAAACGCUGAAUUACUAAAAGAGGCGAUUAGAGUUGGGCUACCUCCUCAUUAUGAUUUUGAAAUAUUUAAAACAAUUAAAAGAAUUAACGAAUUAAAAUCUACUUCAGAUGACAAAGGCCACUUUACCGUAUAUUUACAAAUGCCAGAAGGGUUGUUAGUUUUCUCUCAAUCCAUUUCUCUUAUUCUACAACAUUUUACCCAAGCAAAUGUAGUGAUAAUAGGGGAUAUAACAUACGGAGGUUGUUGUAUAGAAGAUCAAUUAAUGAACAUGAUUGAAUCUUCAAAUUCAAAAUCAUCAAACCUAUCUUUACUUGUACAUUAUGCUCAUUCAUGUUUAAUUCCCUUUGAGGAAUUGGCUAGCCCUAAUGAAACCAAUAUUGCAAAUGUUCUUUAUGUCUUUGUCGAAAUUAACUUAUUAUCAGAGCAUUUUAUUCAAACUAUAAAGCAUAAUUUCAGGCAAGAAGACAAGAUUGCAUUGCUAUCAACUAUUCAAUAUCAUAGUACAAUUGUUAGUUCCUUAAAGCAUUUGAAUGAGUAUUUUUCAAAUCCCGUGAAAAUACCCGUUUGUGAUCCUUUGGCAUGGGGCGAAACUCUUGGAUGCACUAGCGCAGUUAUUGACGACGAUGUGGAAAAGUGUAUUUUUCUUUCUGAUGGCAGAUUUCAUCUUGAAAGUGCUAUGAUGCAAAAUCCGGAUAAAAUAUUUUAUUUAUAUGAACCUUUUUCAAAAAAAAUUACUCGAGAAAUAUAUAACCAUCGGCUUUUACAUGAAAUGAGAAAAAGUUCAAUAAUUAAUUCAUUUAAAAUAAAUGAAAUGGGUGGAAACAAUCUGAUUAAUGGUAUUAUAAUUGUUGGGAUAUUUUUUAGCACAUUAGGCCGUCAAGGUAGUUUUGCGAUACUCGAAAGACUAGAGAAACUUAUUAAAAAAUAUAACAUGGGCACAAAUUGUAAAGCAAAGUUAUUUGCUUGCUCUAUUUUCGCUUCAGAUUUGUCUGCAGAAUCUAUAAACAAUAAUUUUUUAGAAGGAAUGGAUUAUUCGAUACAACUUGCGUGCCCCAGACUGUCUACUGACUGGGGUAUUUAUUAUACGAAACCAAUUCUCAAUUCAUAUGAAGCAUUUGUAUUAUUAGGUAAUCUUUCUAAUAAUAACUUUCAGUUUUUCAAUGAGAUGGAAGAUAAUUUAGACACAUCUUAUUCCGAAUUUUCAUACCUCCAAAUAUAUCCGAUGAACUACUGGGCAGCAAAUGGUAAUAUAUGGUGUAACUAUUAUUUGGAUGAAUCGAGAAAUGGUAGUUUUGCUGCAUCUAAGGAACGGAUUGAUGAGAUCAAGUACAACAUUAGACAAAACAAAUUUAAGAAUUUAACUAAACGAAAAAUCAAUUUACAUUAUGAAAAUAAGUAA
This is a messenger RNA of Cryptosporidium ubiquitum, 1485 nucleotides long. RefSeq names its product diphthamide synthesis protein. Lineage: Eukaryota; Apicomplexa; Conoidasida; Eucoccidiorida; Cryptosporidiidae. The record is from RefSeq and is a predicted model, not a curated record. Gene Ontology annotation, molecular function: 2-(3-amino-3-carboxypropyl)histidine synthase activity. The transcript has a single exon. Gene Ontology annotation, biological process: protein histidyl modification to diphthamide. The coding region runs from base 1 to 1485 and encodes 494 amino acids.